AGUUCUUGACCAGGCUGACCGAGAGAUUCGUGCUGGGAGUGGAUAUGUUUAUGGAAACAGUGUGGAAAGUUUGGACGGAUGUCAUGGAUGUUCUUGGCCUUGACGGUAUCUUUUCUUCCUUCAUGGCCCAAGACAGCUGCUCGCUCUCCUACCAUCGCAUCCACAUUCCAGCAGGCAGAAGAAGAGGAGUCUCGAACCUGUCCCACUAUUUCAGCCCAGCCUCGGUGGCCAACAGCCCGGUGCGCGCCCUCCUGCUCGUCGGCAUCGUCCUCCUGGCCUACUGGUUCUUGUCUCUGACCUUGGGCUUCACCUUCAGCGUCCUGCAUGUGGUGUUCGGCCGCUUCUUCUGGGUCUUUCGGGUCAUCCUGUUCUCCAUGUCCUGCGUGUACAUCCUGCACAAGUACGAGGGCGAGCCGGAGAACGCCAUCCUGCCCCUGUGCUUCGUGGUGGCCGUCUACUUCAUGACUGGCCCCAUGGGCUUCUACUGGCGUGGCGGCCCCAGCGGCCCCAGCGUGGAGGAGAAGCUGGAACACCUGGAGAACCAGGUCAGACUGCUUAACAUACGCCUCAACCGAGUGCUAGAAAGUCUCGACCGUGCCAACAGCAAGUGACAAUCAGCCAGCCGGCCGGGUCCCCUCACACCAGCGCCCUCUCUCAGAAAACAGAAAAAGAGAAAGAAAAAGAGAAUGCUGAGCCCGAAACAAUCUUAAUAAACGUCCCUGAGCAAGAGAGUGGCGCUCUGUGAGGGUAUUUCCGGCCAAGGUAAACUCUUGGGACACAUUCCGAGAGAAAUGACAAGAUCAUUCAUGUAGAACUGCCUACGGAGUGUCAUUAGUGGGAGAAAUAUUUUUUAAACAAAGGAUAUAACCAUAUUAACUGUACAGUCAGAGAAGUUUAUCUGCAUAGAGCAUAAAGUUAAUUUUUUCAAGCAUUUAAAUACAUCUUUUGUAAGGUUUUUUAAUAAAGGCAGAUCCGAAUCAAGUGUAUUAGAACUAUACAUGGAGGGGAGGAAUACGCUAGUUUGACAUUUUAGAAAAGUGAAGCGUUUGUUUUCACAGUGGAGGGAUUGGUGGGUGAGGUCUGUGUGCGUUAUUUUCCUGUUCCAAAGCGGUGAGCUUCGUUUUAUGUUAUUCUUGGUCGAUGUCGACCAAGCCGAUGAAUGUUGUCGCUUCUGAAUGUAGACGGUUGGGCUUGAGGCUGGAACUAGAUGCCUCUUGGACCCUGGCGAUCCUAGCCAGGCUGGCAUCAAUUAUAUUUCUAAGAAGUCAUUCUUUGUGGAAAACCUGAGAUUUCUCUCCCUCUCCCCUUCUGUACGUGGAUGAAUUUUAACCUCAACAUUUUGUAAAGGAAAAACUCAAGGAUUGGGCAAAGAAACGUCCUUGGGGUUUGCUGUCAGGAGCCACCUGGGUAGGCUUCCGAGCUCACUCAGAAAUCUCUUCGAUGUCCUGAUUUUGCCGUUUGCCAGCUGGGCCUGUAGAGAGAGAUCCACGCUCAAGGGUUUUUUGAUUAUUCGUUGCAUUUUGGUUUUGGUUGACUCAGGACCUUAGAAGGAGAAUAAACCAAAGCAGCUAAGAACAUUUUCAAGUCUUAUCGCUGCUUGUAAAGAGUCUCAGGAACAAUAAGUGGUGUCAACUAGCUCUGGAGAAGACCUGGAUUGUUUCUCCUGACGUUUUUACAAUACACGCGUUGGGUGCUUUCUGUCUAAAGUCUGUGGUGUCCUCGUUUUAGGGAGUCUCUACGGGCAGAGGUACACGCUGGGCAGACAGCUGUGGGGGUCCCGGCCAGGGGAGCUUUGCAAGGCUUAGAGCUGAGUAGAAACACCCCCUUUCCAGGGCCCCAAGGGUGUUGGCAAGCAACAGAAAAAUGGCAAGUAAAGGAAGGUCCCGCCGAGGCAGAUUGCAGUUUUGAAAACUGCUAGGGGUCGAGAUGUUCUCCGUAGUCCUUCGCUGCCCGCCUCUGCGCCCCGGCAGCCCCCACCCAGAGCCCCUGGACGCACAUGUGCAGAGACCCCUCCCCGUCCCAUCAGGUAAAACCAAGACCUUGUGGUCUAGGUAUCAGAUUGGAGAUAACUCAGCUGUCUGCUAACGCCUGUGCGAGGUUUCUGUGAAGUUUUAUUUUUGGUUGCAAGUACCUGGAAAACAGAAGCAGAUGUUUUGGAAGACAUUUAUGAAACUUCUCUUUUUAAGGUGCACAUCACGGGACCCAAACACUCCUGCAUUUGGUUCAUUUCCUGGAAUCAUAUCGACCUGUUCCCCGAGGUUUGCUUAGGCAAAUCUUUAUCUGUGAGCAUUUGAAACCUGUGGUUUCUGGAUUGACAUCGGUCCAGUUUUGUCAUUUAGAUACUUAUGGAUGAAUCCAUUUUCACCUGGGGAGGUCAUCCUUGCCCUCCUUCGUUUGCGUGUGCAUUUGGCUUUUGUGUGUUGGCACGCUUAGGUACUAAAACAUUGCUUUGCUUAUGUAGACCGUGGGAAAUUGGCAUAUUCUGCACAAAGCCUUUAAGUCUUGAGCUCUCACUGUAUAACAGCGACUCCAAUCCCCGCCCCCGCCCCCGCCCUCACACAUGAGACCUGAAGGGCCCUAGGCCGGAAAGCCAUUUUAUCUGCCAUUAAAUCAGGGAAGGCCCCUGAGUCUGGGCCCUAGCUAGGUGAGACCACAAGCAUCAACUGAAAAUCGCUGUCAAGCCCUCGCACCGUUUUUACCAAAUCGGCUAAGUGUAGGCUCUGAAGCCCAGUUUACAGUUUGAUACACUCAAGGGAGAGAUACUUUUAUUUUUAAUAAAAGAACCUGUACUUAAUCUGGAGUCUCACUUCGGGGUAGAACCUUGUUUGAAAUUCUGAUAGAUGUCCUAGAUGUUAGGUCUCGAUAACUCUUCCUUUUUAACGCAGAACUUUGACUUUUCUUUGGGCAUCAUCUUAACCCCAAAUAGUUUGGGACUUUUUUCUUUCUCCAUUCCACGGAAGUUUGUAGGGUAUUUGGCUCCCUCCUGCUACAGCCCACUCCCAUUUCUUUCUUUUUUCUCUCUUUUGUAUGUGGAAAAAUGUAUUUUUGUACCAUAUCUCAUGCCUUGAAGAGAACCCUUUUUUAUAUCUUCAGGGCUGUAGAAUAUAUUCGCGCAGCACUAAAUCAAAUGUGAUUUAAAAACCAUCCCGGUGAGACCUACUGUGGAUCCGUUAUAAUGACUCGGUUUUUAAAGUAUCUUCAUCAGUGUUAAUCCUGCAGUAUUUCAGUAUCACAGUAAACACCAAGGACAGAAAAGAGGAAGGACCGGUGACCUCUAAAUUGCUGGAUUCGCGUGGACGUUUUGGGCUCAGUGUUGAUAACGAGCUCUUCCUUGACGGGCUGGCGAAGAUGCUUUUGUGGUGCGCAAUUUAUGGAAUGUAUUUUUAUUCCAUAAAUAUAUUUUCCGAAACCCAUCAGCUUUACUUGCCGUCGGGUGUUUUUGGUGUGUUGGUUGGUUGGUUGGUUGGUUUUGCUUCACGUUGUGGUGAGACCCCCGUAUCACUUCUGGGAACACAGUACAACAAGAGCGGCAGAAAUUCUUGCAAGCUGGCCUCGUGAGUUACGCCGGAGUUCGUUUAUGAAGGUGAGCACCGAGUGGUGACCCGUCGGGGUUAAUGCCAGGGAAAGGGUUUUUAAUACCCCGAGAUGAGAGGCACAGGGCGCCACACGGACGCGGAGAGAGGGGGGCCGGGACCAUGCCUUGCCGACUGUGGUGGUGGGAAGUGGCUGGGUGGGGACAUCUCUAAUUGGCUGUGAACGUACAGGUGGGGGCCGGUGGUCAGGACUUUCGCACGGCCACGAGGGCUGGCUUCUGGGGAAGAUGGGAACCACGUUGGUUGUUAGUCUGUCUCUGAUUCAGCAGCCUUACGGAGAGACUAGGAAUGACAUGUCAGAUAGCCAAUCAGACUCUGAAACAGUAGUUCAUAUGCUUUGUCCCAGGUAGGAAUCGUAAACUGCUUCCUUUCCCUGCUUCCCGUUACUUCUUAAGAUGCUUUUGAUGAAUGACAUCUGCCUGCUUGGUUUGCCGCCUUUUCCCUGCUUGGUGUCGAGUCUGCUGACUUAACCAAAAAGCCUGCGCUUGCCAUCAGCUAGCUCGAGUUAAAGGGGAUUCCUAAGACCUUACGGUGUCAACCCCCCAACUUCAUUUUUUAAAUAAUACGUCACCAUUCUGCAAAGUCUUUGUUUAUGGCCAUUCGAGUGUUGGACUUCUGCUCCUCAGCUUGUGAAUAAUAGAAUUAUAUAUAUUUUGCAGGAUCUAACACAGUACCCUUAAAACUAAUAUUAGACAGCCAUCAAUAUGAUGUACAGUAUCUGGCAUAAGCCGAAUUCUAUGCUUUGCUCUUCUGCGAUUCCUCGAUGUGUAGCACAUGGAUGGAUCAGGACCAGUUUGUCCCUUGUGGUGGCAAAAAACAAACAAACUGAUUGUCACUUGCGUCGUCUACUGAAAGCCUGUGGCAGCUGGUGGAGUUAUUGACCAUACGUCCUAAUGUCUUCUUGCAGAUUUAAAGGUUUUACCGUAGCGUCAGUCUAACAUCUGCAUGUGUGUUAAAUCUCUGAAUACCGUGUAAUUAAACCGAUUUCUCGUGAUGGUGAUGGUGAUUAGCGCUCACUUCAAACCCAGCAGAGCAGUUCCCUCUUCUUAACUGGAAAUCAUAUUCGUGAAGUAAGGCGCCCAUUGCCAACAGUGCAUUUAUGAUUCAAUUCCUAUUUUGUGUACCUGGUUAUGAAUUUGAUAUAGCGUUUAAUUUGACACUGAAUCUAAAUCCCUUUGAUUUGAAUAUAGUGGGGUGUGUGCGCGUGUGUGUGUGUGUGUGGUGUGUGCACACUUUAGUCUCAUGAGUCUCGGGAAACUGAUUCUACAAAUAUAUAUAGACGUAAAUGUAUAAGGCUUAUUUUUUUUUGCAAAGUGAUACAUACAUUCCUGUUAUUUAUUAAAUAAUGGCUUUGGUGUUAUGUAGAGAUAUUUGUAGACUGAUUUCAGAACAGAAUUAAAAUAUUGUGGAAAUUGCAGCUAUUAAUAAAUGUUUAUUGUAAUUUU
This is a messenger RNA of Pteropus alecto (black flying fox), 5038 nucleotides long. RefSeq names its product BRI3 binding protein (gene BRI3BP). Lineage: Eukaryota; Metazoa; Chordata; Mammalia; Chiroptera; Pteropodidae. The coding region runs from base 45 to 611 and encodes 188 amino acids. The record is from RefSeq and is a predicted model, not a curated record. The transcript is spliced from 3 exons. Gene Ontology annotation, cellular component: mitochondrion.